CUCUCCCCACUCUCAUAGCAAAAACCAAAACCACAAACCUCAACAUUUCUAGGGUUCCGAUCCAACCACCGACCCUAAAUCUCUCCAAAAUUGAACGGCUAUUAGAGCCCCCAGCCGUCCGGCGACUUGAGGUAUGUACAUCAAGGAAGUAACCUUGGAAGGUUUCAAGUCCUACGCGACGCGGACGGUGGUGCCAGGAUUCGACCCGCUUUUCAACGCCAUAACUGGGCUAAACGGGUCGGGUAAGUCCAACAUUCUCGACUCGAUCUGCUUCGUCCUUGGCAUCACCAACUUACAGCAAGUCAGGGCCGCCAAUCUGCAGGAGCUUGUGUACAAGCAAGGCCAGGCCGGAAUCACUAAGGCCACCGUCUCCAUCGUCUUUGACAAUUCCGACCCGGCUCGCAGUCCUCUCGGGUAUGACGCCCAUUCUGAACUCACCGUCACGCGGCAGAUUGUGGUAGGUGGGAGGAACAAGUACUUGAUCAAUGGGAAGCUUGCGCAGCCAAUUCAGGUUCAGAAUCUUUUCCAUUCGGUGCAGCUCAACGUGAACAAUCCGCAUUUUCUGAUUAUGCAAGGCCGGAUUACCAAGGUGUUGAAUAUGAAACCGCCGGAGAUUUUGUCUAUGCUUGAAGAGGCGGCCGGGACGAGAAUGUAUGAGACCAAAAAGGAAGCGGCUCUUAAGACACUUGAGAAGAAGCAGAGUAAGGUUGAUGAGAUAAAUAAGCUCCUUGACCAUGAGAUACUGCCUGCGUUGGACAAGUUGAGGAGAGAAAGGACGCAGUAUAUGCAAUGGGCCAAUGGCAAUGCUGACUUGGAUCGGCUUAAAAGGUUUUGCAUUGCGUAUGAAUAUGUGCAAGCAGAAAGGUUUAGGGACAGUGCAGUCUCUGAGGUGGAACAAGUGAAGGCUAAAAUUUCUGAGGUUGAUGAUCAUACCAGAAAGAUGCAGGCUGCAAUACUGGAAAUGAAGACACAAGUAUCCAAGUUGACUGCUGAAAAGGAGGCUAGUAUGGGUGGAGAAGUAAAAACUCUAUCCAACCAAGUAGAUGCGUUUUCUCAGGAUUUAGUGAGGGAAGUGUCCGUACUGGAUAAUAUGAAGGACAAUCUUGAUACGGAAAGUGAAAAUGCUAAAAAGAUGGCUAACAACAUUGAAGAAAUGAAACAGUCUCUUAAAGAUAGGGACUGUGCUAUAAGAAAUGCCGAAGAAGGAGCUGCUGAUUUGAAAAAGAGAGUGGAGGAGCUUUCUCAUAGUCUGAACGAGUAUGAGUCACAGUACCAGGGUGUAAUUGCUGGCAAGAGUAGUGGAAAUGAGGAGAAAUGCCUUGAAGAUCAAUUGGGCGAUGCAAAAAGAGCUGUAGGGAGUGCCGAAACAGAAUUGGAACAGUUGAAAACGAAAAUUCGUCACUGCGAAAAGGAGUUGAAAGAGAAAAACUCUCAACUAAUGUCAAAGCGUGAAGAAGCUGUUGCUGUCGAGAGUGAGCUGAAAGCUAGGAAAACAAGUUUGGAAAAUGUAAAAGCUGCACUGGAGUCUCUUCCAUAUAAGGAAGGCCAGAUAGAAGCAUUGCAAAAGGACCAAUCAUCUGAGUUGGAGUGUGUGCAGAAGUUGAAGGAUGAAAUGCGUAAUCUUUCAGGCCAAUUGGGAAACGUUGACUUUUCUUUUAGAGAUCCUGUGAACAACUUUGAUAGGUCUAAGGUCAAAGGUGUAGUUGCAAAACUUAUUAAAGUGAAGGAUAGCACCACAAUGACUGCCUUAGAGGUCACUGCCGGUGGAAAGUUGUUUAAUGUUGUUGUAGAUACAGAAAGUACUGGAAAACAACUUCUUCAGAAUGGUAAUCUUCGAAGAAGAGUGACAAUCAUACCCUUGAACAAAAUUCAAGCACACACAGUUGCUCCUAGGGUUCAAAACGCUGCUGCAAAAUUGGUUGGCAAGGAAAACGCAGAACUUGCACUUUCUUUGGUUGGGUAUGAUGAGCAACUGAGGAGUGCUAUGGAAUAUAUCUUCGGUUCAACCUUUGUGUGCAAGACUAUUGAUGCUGCAAAGGAGGUUGCUUUUAACAAGGAAGUUCGGACCCGUAGUGUGACUCUUGAAGGUGAUAUCUUUCAGCCCAGUGGUCUUUUGACUGGUGGAAGCCGCAAGGGUGGGGGUGAUCUGUUAAGGCAGCUUCAUGAGCUGGCUGAGGCUGAGUUAAAACUUUUGGAGCAUCAGAAAAAAUUGACUGAAAUUGAAGCUAAGAUAAGAGAGAUUCAGCCUCUUCACAAGAAGUUCAUGGAGCUUAAAGCACAGUUAGAACUUAAAUUAUAUGACCUUGAAUUGUUUCAGGGCAGAGCUGCGCAAAAUGAGCAUCAUAAGCUUGGUGAAUUAGUAAAGAGGAUUGAACAAGAGCUACACGAAGCAAAUUCUGCAGCCAAAGAAAAGAAACUUCUGCAUGAAGAUUGUAUGAAAAAAGUGUCGUCUCUUGAAAAAUCAAUCAAAGACCAUGACAACAGUCGGGAGGGAAGGCUGAAAGAUUUGGAAAAGAAGAUAAAGGAGACAAAAGCUCAUCUCCAGUCAGCUCUAAAGGAUCUCAAGGGACAUGAAAAUGAAAAGGAGAAGCUUAUAAUGGAAAAGGAUGUUGUUUUAAAAGAGCUUGCAUCUUUGGAAACACAAUUGUCUUCUCUUAAGGUGCAAAUUGAUGGACUCAUUUCAGAAGUUGAAGAACAGAAAGAGAAGGUAAAUUCCACAAAAAAUAAGCAUGAUUUUGCAAAAUCCCAGCUUGAUUCAAUUCGUAUGAAGAUGAAGGAGUGUGAUUCCCAAAUUAAUGGCAUUGAAUCUGAUCAGCAAAGACUUCAAGAUAAACUUCAUGAGACAAAUCUUGAACGGAAGAGGAUGGAAAAUGAGGUCAAACGAAUGGAAAUGGAGCAGAAAGACUGCUGUACUAAAGUAGACAAGUUAAUAGAGAGGCAUGCCUGGAUAACUUCGGAGAAACAGCUAUUCGGAAAAACUGGGACUGAUUAUGAUUUCGCCAUGCGGGAUCCUUGCAAGGCAAGGGAGGAACUAGAUAAACUGCAAGCUCAACAAUCUGGCCUUGAGAAAAGAGUGAAUAAAAAAGUUAUGGCAAUGUUUGAGAAAGCAGAAGACGAGUACAAUGACCUAAUCUCUAAGAAGAACAUCAUUGAGAAUGACAAGUCGAAGAUCAAGAUGGUGAUUGAAGAGCUAGAUGAGAAAAAGAAGGAAACAUUGAACAAUACUUGGGUCAAAGUUAACAAAGACUUUGGGUCUAUCUUUUCUACCCUUUUACCGGGCACGAUGGGAAAGCUUGAACCUCCUGAAGGGUGUAGCUUCCUAGAUGGCCUUGAGGUGCGAGUUGCAUUUGGGGGUGUUUGGAAACAGUCCUUGUCAGAACUGAGUGGAGGUCAGCGUUCCCUGCUGGCACUUUCUCUUAUCCUGGCCUUGCUUCUCUUCAAACCAGCUCCUCUGUAUAUACUGGAUGAGGUGGAUGCUGCUCUUGAUCUAAGUCACACCCAGAAUAUUGGAAGAAUGAUCAAAAGUCAUUUCCCACAGUCCCAGUUCAUAGUGGUUUCACUGAAAGAAGGCAUGUUCAAUAAUGCUAAUGUCCUUUUCCGGACAAAAUUUGUGGAUGGAGUUUCAACUGUUCAAAGGACCGUUGCUAAGCAAAACAAAUGAUGCUGAUGUUUUAUGUUACUAUGGGGAAUGAUCCUUUCCAGUGAAGCGUGUUCGUUUUCACCGUAUGUAUGAGAACCUUCUUGUUGUCUACAUGUGUGUUAUAUUCAUUCCCAUGGUGGUGGCAUUCUAAUGCUGUGUCUGUUUUGAUUGAGCCUGUACUCAACUUGUAUUCUAAAACGUUGAAUAUGUAAGCCAAAUUUGUUCAUGUUUUAGAUCUUCGAAUUAUUCCAUUCUGGUCUCUAGAAUGAUAGGAAGAACAUGAGAAAAUCUCUUCUUCUUUGUGGCAGUGCUCAGAAUUCAUG
This is a messenger RNA of Argentina anserina (silverweed cinquefoil), 3963 nucleotides long. RefSeq names its product structural maintenance of chromosomes protein 2-1-like. NCBI's taxonomy places the organism in Eukaryota, Viridiplantae, Streptophyta, Magnoliopsida, Rosales, Rosaceae. Gene Ontology annotation, molecular function: protein binding; ATP hydrolysis activity; ATP binding. The record is from RefSeq and is a predicted model, not a curated record. Gene Ontology annotation, cellular component: chromosome. Bases 134 to 3661 code for a protein of 1175 amino acids. The transcript is spliced from 21 exons. Gene Ontology annotation, biological process: chromosome organization.